AUGGCCGACAAGGAGGCAUCAGUCUACAUAGUCGACCUCGGGUCCUCCAUGGCCGACUGCCACAACGGCCGCACCGAGUCGGAUCUGGACUGGAGCAUGCGAUAUGUAUGGGACAAGAUCUCAACCACAGUCGCCGCCUCACGAAAAACAUGGACCGUUGGAGUCAUUGGUCUCAACACAGAUGAGACCAAAAACGCGAUGCAAGAAGAAGAGGGAUACGAGAACAUUUCAGUCUUGCAGGAGCUCGGCCCAAUGACCAUGACAUCUCUGAGGGAUCUCAAGGAUAGAGUCCGGCCGAGCGAGACGGAGACGGGCGAUGCGGUCUCCGCGGUGGUCCUCGCGGUGGACAUGAUUGAGACGUUUACCAAGAAGCUCAAGUAUAAGCGGCGCGUGUACCUUGUCACCGACGCCUUGGCUCCAAUUGACGCCGACGAUAUCGACUCGAUUGCCAAGAAGAUUAACCAGGACGGAAUUGAGCUGAUUGUUCUGGGCGUGGACUUUGACGAUGCAGAGUACGGCUUCAAGGAAGAGGACAAGCCGUCAAUCAAGAAAAAGAAUGAGGCAGUUCUCAGGGAUCUUGUCUCAAAAUGCGAUAACGCCCAAUUCGCCACCAUUGCAGAGGCAAUCGACGAGCUCGACACGCCGCGCCUCAAACCCGUCAAGCCCUACAAGACCUACGAUGGACCCCUGACCCUCGGUCUCGCCGACCCGCCCGAGGAUCUCAAAAUUCCGCCCACCCCCGCAAUCAUCAAUGUCGAGCGCUACUUCAAGACCAAGCAAGCAAAGGCCCCGACUGCCUCCACCGUCGUGGUAUCGGCCGAGCCCGGUCCCUCGCAGGUCGAAGGCGACCCCAUGGAAGGUGUCGAGUCGACGUCCGGCUUCGCGGCGGUCAAGUCCGCGCGGGCGUACAAGAUCAACGACCCGGAUGCACCGGGCGGCAAGCGCGACGUCGAGUUUGAGUCCUUGGCCAAGGGGUACCAGUACGGCCGAACGGCGGUUGCAAUCAGCGAAUCCGAGUGGAAUGUUACCAAGCUCGAGACGAUCAAGACCUUUAGCAUCAUCGGCUUCAUUCCCUGUGAAAAGUAUGAACCGUUUCUCAAUAUGGGCGAAACAUGCGUGACGGUCGGCCGCAAAUUUGACGAAAAGUCACAGCUCGCCCUGUCGUCCCUCAUCCACGCCCUAUACGAACUCGAGUCCUAUGCCGUCGCCCGGCUCGUGGUCAAGGAAAAGAAGGACCCCGUUCUCGUCCUCCUGGCCCCACGCAUCGAGCCGGACAUGGAAUGCCUGUACGACGUGCCCCUCCCCUUUGCGGAGGAUGUGCGCGGAUACCAGUUCCCGCCCCUUGAUAGAGUCAUCACCGUCAGCGGGCAAAAGAUUACGACAAAUCAUCGAUUGCUCCCCAGCGACGAGCUCACAGACGCGAUGAGCAACUAUGUCGACUCUAUGGACCUAGGUACCUUUGGAACUGAUGACGAUGGAAAUCCGUCAGAGUACGCUGCCAUAGACGACGUGUACAACCCGAUUAUCCACAGAAUCAACCAAGCCAUCCGCCAAAGGGCAGUCAACCCCGAAGGCCAGAUAGAUCCAGUCCCUCCGAUUCUAGUUCGCUACGCCGCGCCCCCAGAGGAUCUAGUCGAGAAAUCCAAAUCCCAAAUCGAGAGCCUUAUCUCAGCAGCACAAGUGAAGAAGGUUCCCCCAAAGGCAAAAGGAAAACGCAAAUUCGAAACGACGAAACCCCUCUCGGGCCUCGACGUCGACGCCCUCCUGGGUACGCAACCCAAGCGCCCCAAAAUCACACCCGAAAACGCCAUCCCAGACUUCAAACGCGCCCUCGCCGUCGCCGAAGACGAGUCCGAGAUCCGCGACGCCGCGAAGCAAAUGGCCUCCAUUGUCGCGCAGCUCGUGACGGACAGCUUCGGCGACAGCCAGUACGCCCGCGCGUCCGAGAACCUGAGCGUCCUGCGCCGCGGUCUCGUCGAGCUCGAAGAACCGGGUCUCUACAACGAUCUGAUCAAAGACCUCAAGAAGAAGAUGCUAUCUGGCGAGCUGGGCGGGGACCGCAGGGAGAUGUGGUGGCGGGUGCGGACGUCGAGGCUGGGACUUAUUGACCAGGCGACGUCUGAGGUUUCGAACGUCAAGAGCGAAGAGGCUGAUGAGGUUCGUCUCUUGAUGUUGUUUUGGAUUUCGAGGUCGUAUUGCUAA
Messenger RNA from Colletotrichum orchidophilum, 2202 nucleotides. Its product is annotated as Ku70/Ku80 N-terminal alpha/beta domain-containing protein. Gene Ontology annotation, biological process: DNA recombination; cellular response to X-ray; double-strand break repair via nonhomologous end joining. Bases 1 to 2202 code for a protein of 733 amino acids. The transcript is spliced from 6 exons. Gene Ontology annotation, cellular component: Ku70:Ku80 complex; nucleus. Lineage: Eukaryota; Fungi; Ascomycota; Sordariomycetes; Glomerellales; Glomerellaceae. Gene Ontology annotation, molecular function: double-stranded DNA binding; telomeric repeat DNA binding; damaged DNA binding. The record is from RefSeq and is a predicted model, not a curated record.